AUGACGCCAAUCCACCUCGUCUCCAAGCACAACAACGCCCAAACAAAAACCGGCUACAUUGACCAAUCAACCCUUCCCCCUCUCCAAGAAUCCCCCUCCUCCGUCCGCGUGCGCACCCAACUCAUUUCUCUCUCCUCCAACAACCUCACCUACGCGCUCGCCGGCGACCGCUUCGGGUGGUGGUCUGCUUAUCCCGUUCCGGCCGGCACCAAACUCAAGUCUGCAGAAUCCCAAAAAGACACGUCCACCGAUGCCGACCUUGACCUGAACGCAUCAUGGGGCAUAGUCCCAGCCUGGGGCUACGCCUUGGUCUCGGAAUCCACUCAUGCUUCUAUCGCGAGUGGCUCUCUCCUCUGGGGUUUCUGGCCUACCUCUUCUCACUCCUUCGACUUGACCCUCGCCUCCUUCCCCGAGUCCGACCGUCAACCAGACUCUCACUUCCGCGAAGCCUCCCCCCACCGCGCAAACCUAAUGGCCAUGUACAACCGCUACGUCCUGGUCUCCCCCUCCCCCCGGCUUAACUUGGACAGCGACUCAGCAGCUCAAACGGUCCUCUCCCGCCCCGUCUUCGAAUGCGGCGUCCUACUCGAGAAAUACACCCUUCACCGCCACCGCUUCACCCACCCCCUCGGCUUGCCGCGUGGUGCACCAGCUAACACCAUCCCUGGCGUCCCCGCUUGGGGAGAAAAGGAUGCCGACCUAAGAAAGGCCGUGGUGGUCAGUUUAUCGGCUGGUACCAAGACCGCGAGGAGCUUUGCGUGGAUGUUGACGAGCGAGAGGAGUGCGAGGGGGGAGUUGGAAACAGAGGGGCCGAGGGGAUUAGUGCAGGUUACUAGUGUCCCGCAGACGCUGGCAGACUUUGCUGCUGGAGACAGAAGGAAGACCAAGUUGAAGGUGAAGAACGUGGGGUACGGAAGAGAGGAGUUGAGGGCGGUGGUGGAGUGGGUUAGAAGACUUCAGGAAGAGGAAGGGGUGGAGAGAGUGGUGAUGGUGGAUUUUGGAGCGGCGAAGGAGGUUACCGAGGCUUUGGUUGAGGGGUUGAAGGCAACCGCCGAAGGUGGUGGUGAUAGGAAGGGAUUGGACGUGUUGGGGUUGGCGGUUGGAAACGAGUCCAAGGUGUACUCGGGUGAGGAAAUCCAGGCACGGAUGGCGAGUGGGCAGGCGCUUGGGAAGGUGCAGUUUAACACGAGUGGGGUUCGCGAUAGGGCGGCUGAAGUGGAGGGCGCCACGGCUUACUUUGAUGGGGUGGAUGAAGCCUGGAAGCGAUGCUACACAGAGACGGGAUUGGGGGAGGUCCGAUUCGAACGGUACCAUGGUGUCGAGGGUGCCAAUGGUAUUGAGGGCGCGUGGGGGGCGCUCUGCGAACAAAAAUUGGCCCCCAAUACCGGAAUUGUGGUUCGGUUGAUAUCUUGA
Molecule: messenger RNA, 1413 nt
Organism: Sordaria macrospora k-hell
Lineage: Eukaryota; Fungi; Ascomycota; Sordariomycetes; Sordariales; Sordariaceae
Source: RefSeq, a predicted model, not a curated record